Molecule: messenger RNA, 1710 nt
Organism: Habropoda laboriosa
Lineage: Eukaryota; Metazoa; Arthropoda; Insecta; Hymenoptera; Apidae
Gene: Vps45
Product: vacuolar protein sorting-associated protein 45
Exons: 9
Biological process (GO): intracellular protein transport; vesicle-mediated transport
Cellular component (GO): Golgi membrane
Source: RefSeq, a predicted model, not a curated record
AUGAAUUUAAUAAUUGCUUUAAAAUUUUAUAUUACUCGAAUGACAGAAGACAGUGGUCCUGCGAAGGCUCCACGAGUUUUACUUCGGCAUAAAGAAAGUAGAAGAGAAUUUGCUCGUACAAAUAUUGGUCAAGAUUGGAAUAAGAUAAGUAUAGUAAGUUCGGUAUACAGUCAAUCGGAAAUAUUCAUGAAAGAAGUUUAUUUAUUUGAAAAAAUUGAUUCAAAUGUUCGUAGUGAAGGUUUAAAGCAUUUAAAAUGUAUAGUUUUUAUAAGACCAACCAAAGAAAAUAUUGAAUACCUCUGCAACGAAUUACGAUACCCUAAAUAUGGUACCUACUACAUUUAUUUCAGUAAUAUUAUUGCAAAGGCUGAUAUCAAACUUUUGGCUGAAAGUGAUGAACAAGAAGUAGUGAGAGAGAUUCAUGAAUAUUAUGCAGAUUAUUUAGCUAUAAGCCCACACUUAUUUUCGCUUGGAAUUUCUACAUGUUCACAAGGUUUGUUAUGGAAUCCAGUUCAACUACAUAGGACCGUUUUAGGCAUAAUUUCGGUGUUAUUAUCGCUUAAAAGAUGUCCUUAUAUACGUUAUCAAAGUAGUUCUGACAUGGCAAAACGAUUGGCAGAAAGAGUACGUGAAGUAUUGAAUAAAGAAUCAAAUUCAUUCGAAUUUAGACAAGAUUCUAGUCCAAUUUUGCUAGUACUUGACAGAAGAGAUGAUCCUGUUACACCAUUAUUGCAUCAGUGGACUUACCAAGCAAUGGUUCAUGAAUUAUUAACUAUUACUAACAAUCGUGUCAAUUUAUCACACGUGAAAGGUAUUUCAAAAGAAUUACAAGAAGUCGUUCUUAGUGCAGAACAUGAUGAAUUUUUUGCAAAUAAUUUGUAUCUUAACUUUGGUGAAAUUGGACAAACAAUAAAGGAAUUGAUGGAUGAAUUUCAAAGAAAAGCUAAGAAACAUCAAAAACUAGAAAGUAUAGCUGAUAUGAAAAAUUUUGUAGAAACUUAUCCAUUAUUUAAGAAACUGUCAGGAGCUGUAGCAAAACAUGUAACAUUACUUGAAGAUCUAUCUUCAAUUGUGGGAAAACGUAAUUUAUUAAAAGUAUCAGAAUUGGAACAAGAACUUAGUUGUCAAAGUGACCAUUCCAUGCAGCUGCAAAAAAUAAGAGAACUUAUUAACAGUCAACAAGUACAAGAAAUGGAUUGUGUAAAAUUAGUCAUGCUUUAUGCACUUCAUUAUGAAAAACAUACCAACAAUGAUAUUAAUGGUUUGUUAAAUUUAUUAAAACUUAGGGGUGUUUCAGAAAGACAUAUUAAGCUUGUAUAUAACAUACUAGAAUAUAGUGGAAUUAAUGCAAGACAAAGUAAUUUAUUUGAUCGAGAAUCAGUAGUCAAAAUUACGAAAAAAUUAUUCAAAGGUUUAAAUGGAGUGGAUAAUAUUUAUACCCAACAUACACCUUUACUAAAUGAAACACUUGAAGACUUAAUAAAAGGAAAGCUAAGUUUACAAACAUUUCCUUAUCUUGGAAAUACAUUGAUGUCAAAAAGGCCUCAAGAUAUCAUUGUUUUUAUGAUUGGAGGAACAACGUAUGAAGAAAGUCUAACUGUCUAUAAUUUAAAUAAACAAAACCAUGGAAUAAAAAUUAUUUUAGGUGGUACUACUAUUCACAACUCUGCAAGUUUUCUAGAGGAAAUACAGCAAGCUACAUCAGGCAUC